Messenger RNA from Peronospora matthiolae, 249 nucleotides. The record is from the annotation of a GenBank genome assembly. Lineage: Eukaryota; Oomycota; Peronosporomycetes; Peronosporales; Peronosporaceae.
AUGGCGGACACUGCCUCGAAGCAUCGAGCUGAGUUUGCCUAUGCUCAGCUUGAGAACGAGAGAUCUCUAACAUCUCUUCGUGACGAGCUAAGGGUAGCUCGUGGGAUUGCUGAUCGGUCUCGGGAUGAGAUAGCUGCUCUUCAGACCCUUGUUGAUGCCCACCAUCGGGAGCACAAGGCUCUCUGCGAGAUGCUUGAGCGCAAGGGCGUUCUUCAUCGGAAGAAGCAGCGUACUGGUGGUACGGCUUAA